Messenger RNA from Hevea brasiliensis (rubber tree), 3209 nucleotides. Its product is annotated as cuscuta receptor 1-like. NCBI's taxonomy places the organism in Eukaryota, Viridiplantae, Streptophyta, Magnoliopsida, Malpighiales, Euphorbiaceae. Gene Ontology annotation, molecular function: protein binding. Bases 135 to 3137 code for a protein of 1000 amino acids. The transcript is spliced from 11 exons. The record is from RefSeq and is a predicted model, not a curated record.
UAAACCAGUUGUGGAUGUCUUUGAUGAUGGUUUUAUUGUUACAUGGGAAAUGGUGGUGUGAUGGCUGUUAGGAUGACGAGAGAAUUGCUCUGUUGAAGCUCAAAGCUUACUUCAGUAAUUCUAAUUGCGGGUCCAUGUCUUCUUGGGGGGGAAUUCCCAACUGUUGUAAUUGGGAGUAUGUCGAGUGCAGCCCCAUUACAGGGCGAGUAUCAUCGCUUUAUUUCGGGAUAAAUUCGUCACGUUAUCCCUGGACAGAUCCGACUAUGGCAGAUUGUUUUGAAAGAUUAUGGAGUCUCGACAAUUUGGAGUUUCUUGAUUUAAGUUUCAACAGAUUCAACAAUAGCAUCCUGCCAUCUCUAAGUGGUCUUUCACCUUUAAAAUCAUUAAUUCUAGUCGACAAUAGGCUGAAAGGAAUAAUUAAUAUUCAAGAAUUGAAUAAUCUAACAAGCUUGAAGGAGCUGAAUUUGCAAGGCAAUGAAAUUGAAGGUUUUAAAUCCUCUCAUGGUUUGAGGAAUCUGGAGCUCCUUGAUCUAAGUUACAAUCACCUUGACAACAGCAAGCUCUCACAUCUCAAGGGGCUUUCAUCUCUCAAAUCUCUGAAUAUGGGAUAUAAUUCACUCACCGGAACACUUAGCAUGAAAGAAUUUGAUGGGUUGAGCAACUUGGAGGAGCUAGAUCUGGGCGGAAAUAAAAUCAUCCACUUUGAGGCUCUGAGAGGAUUGAAAAAUCUAACAAGCUUGAAGGAGCUGAAUUUACAAGGCAAUGAAAUUGAAGGUUUUAAAUCCUCUCAUGGUUUGAGAAAUCUGGAGCUCCUUGAUCUAAGUUACAAUCACCUUGACAACAGCAAGCUCUCAUAUCUCAAGGGGCUUUCAUCUCUCAAAUCUCUGAAUAUGAGAUAUAAUUCACUCAUCGGAACACUUAACAUGAAAGAAUUGGAUGGUUUGAGCAACUUGGAGGAGCUAGAUCUGAGCGGAAAUAAAAUCAUCCACUUUGAGGCUCUGAGAGAUGAUAGAGGUCUAAGCAAGUUAAGCAAAUUAAUUCUGGAUAGCAUCUUCAGUUAUGGAGGGAACACUUCACUGCGAAACACUUCAUUGCUACAUUCAUUGGGAGCAUUUCCAUACCUCAAGACCCUAUCUCUACAAAACAAUUGUUUAAAAUCAAUAAUAUCUGCUCAAGGCUUGCCCAAUUUCAAGAAGCUGGAACACUUGUACAUGAAUUAUUCUACUACCAACAACAACUUCCUGCAAAUUAUAUCAAAUAUAACCUCUCUUAAGACUUUAUCAUUGUAUGGUUGUGGACUCAGUGGCACUUUGUCUCAAGGCAUAUGCAAGUUGGAACAUCUUCAAGUUCUAGAUAUUGGUUAUAACGAUCUCAAUGGUACAUUGCCUUGGUGUUUAGCAAAUUUGACUUCCCUUCAACAGUUAAACCUCUCUUCCAAUCUUUUUACUGGAAAUAUCUCCCCCCUUGAGGGUUUGACAUCCAUUCAAGAAUUAAAACUGUCACACAAUUACUUUGAAAUCCCAAUUUCACUUGGUCCAGUUUUCAACCAUACAAGACUUUUGCAAUUUCAUGCUGAGGGUAAUGAAGUAUAUGCAGAUAUAGAGGUGCAUGAUUUGAUCCCAAAAUUCCAGUUAGAGACUCUUGUUUUGUCUGGCCUUGGAUAUGGUGGAGCAUUUCCCAAAUUCCUCUACUAUCAAAAAAACUUAAAAGUUGUUGAUAUCUCAUAUAUUACAAUGAAGGGGGGCUUUCCAUUUUGGUUGUUAGAGAACAACACAAACCUAGAAAUGCUUUAUUUAGCCAAUAAUUCUCUUUCAGGGCCUCUUCAGCUGCCUAUUCAUUCUCAUAUGGGUUUGUCAAACUUAGAUAUCUCUAAUAAUGGCUUCCAUGGGCAUGUUCCGAUGGGAAUUGGAAUAUCUUUCCCAAUGUUGCAAGUUUUGAAAAUGUCUAGAAAUGGUUUCACUGGCAACAUUCCCUCUUCACUUGGCAAUGCUAGCUUCUUGAAAAUUUUACAACUGGAUGGAAAUCAGCUCACAGGAAGUAUCCCGAAUAACUUAUAUAAGUGCUCGUAUUUGGGGACGUUGGAUGUUAGUGAUAACCAUCUCUCUUUUAGGAUCCCAGGGUCCAUGGGAAAUAUGUCUUCUCUUGAGGUUUUAGACCUUUCCAAAAACAAUAUCUUUGGAAGUUUUCCACCAAACUUCAACCCUUCAGAGUUAGUGUUUGUUUACUUAUCUGAAAACAGGCUACAAGGAUCAAUUAGAAAUUCAUUUUAUGGUUGCUCUAAGUUGAUCACAUUGGAUCUUAGCCAUAAUUCUUUGACUGGGACCAUUCCAGAAUGGAUUGGUAGGCUUUCAUUUUUGAGCUAUCUUUCGUUGAGUUAUAACAGCCUUGAAGGUGAAAUUCCAAAUCAGUUGUGCAAUUUGGGUUUCAACUUAAUUGAUUUAUCUCAUAAUAAUCUCUCUGGUCCUAUCGUUCCUUGCCUAAGAGUUAAUGAGGGUUCUGGUGUGAUAGAUCCACGAAUUGAGAGUGAGCAAAUGAAAUGGAUAACAUAUUCUUACCUCCUCUCGCUUUCUAGAAUGGAUCUUUCCCACAACAAAUUGAGUGGAGAAAUUCCUCCUGAAAUUGGAGACAGUACUAGUCAAGUGUUGAACCUUUCCCACAACAGUUUGACAGGACCUAUUCCAUCAACAUUCUCAAAACUGAGUGAAAUUCGAAGCUUGGAUCUUUCCUACAAUCACUUGGAUGGGAAAAUUCCUCCGGAGAUUACUCAACUUUCUUUACUUGCCUUCAGUGUCGCUCAUAACAAUUUAUCUGGACCAACACCUGCAAAUUUUUUGACUUUUGAUGAGAGUAGUUACGAAGGAAAUCCUUUGCUUUGGGGACCACCACUACCUAAGAGUUGCGAUGCGACGACAAUAUCAACUGAUGUUAGAGAGGAGAGUGGCUUCAUAGACAAAGGUGUUUUCUAUGUGAGCUUUCUGGUGACUUACAUCAUGGUAUUGCUGGCAAUUGUUGCAGUAUUUUACAUAAACCCAUAUUGGCGACGAGCAUGGUUUACCUUCAUUGAGGUGAAAAUCAUCAAUUGCCAAUAUUUUCUGGAAGACAAUUUUUGUGUACUAUUCAAAUUCCGAGUACCGUAGCUCUUAAUUAUUUAUGCUUUUGCUUUUUAAGUUGGCAAUUAAACCCUUGAAUAAAUUCCUUUUAAUAACCAA